Scaptodrosophila lebanonensis is the source of this 2086-nucleotide messenger RNA. RefSeq names its product neprilysin-1. Lineage: Eukaryota; Metazoa; Arthropoda; Insecta; Diptera; Drosophilidae. Gene Ontology annotation, molecular function: metalloendopeptidase activity. Bases 40 to 1980 code for a protein of 646 amino acids. Gene Ontology annotation, cellular component: plasma membrane. The record is from RefSeq and is a predicted model, not a curated record. Gene Ontology annotation, biological process: protein processing. The transcript has a single exon.
CUGCUCGAUGAGCUGAACCUGCAGCAUGUGCACGACAUAAUGCGCGAAGCGAAGUCGGCGGAAAUGCUCAACUAUAUGAACAGAGAGGCGGCACCCUGCGACGACUACUUCGAGCACGCCUGCGGCAAGUGGGCGAAAAUCAAUCCGGCCAAGGAAGUGCUCUCUGAUCGCUUUGACGCCUUGGAGCGUGGCUACCAGCGACGUGCUCGGCGUCUGCUGGAGCAGCCUAAGAUGAGCACCGACAGCACUAUGGAGUCGCGCGUCAAGUACUUCUACGAAUCCUGCCUCAAUAGCACCGCCUUACAACUGAACUAUCGGGCGCAUUUGGUGAGCGUGCUGGAAGAGUUCGGGGGGCUGCCCGCACUCAAGGGCAGUGAGUGGGACGAGUCCAAAUUCGAUUGGCAGGACGUCAUGACACGAAUUUUGCGCGACUAUGGCGUGACCACACUGUUGGACGUAAGUGUGGGCGCCGAUCUAAGCAAUAAUAAAGUGAGCCGAUUGUACUUGGGGGAGCUGGAGGGAUUGGUAAGCAGCGAGGCUCUUGCCUACUACGCCAAUUACAAAGCAAGCAUGGCCACGGAACUGUCGCAGAUGCUGGGAUUGAGCUCCUUGGCGGCUAUGGAAACAGCCAGCGAGAUUGUGGAUCUCGAGUUUGAGCUGGCACGCGGAAUUUCCGAGCCGUUGGCCGGUGUCAGCAUGGAGGACAAGACGCGUCUUCGAAUGCUGGACGAGAUGAGUGAGUCCUACAAGCCGCAAUUAAAUUUUACGCGCCUUGUUAGCCUCUGGCUUGGCCUAGAAUAUCAGCUGCCAGUCUACGAGCAUGUGGAGAGCUACCUAUGGAAUCUUCGCAAGCUGCUGCAGAAAACGCCCAACCGCGUCCUUGCCAAUUACAUGCUAAUAACAUUAUUGCAGAAGUUUAAAAUCGAUGUGGAGCCGACGGCGGACCAGCAACGGCAGUUGUGCACAGAGAAAACAACCGAACACUUUCCCGACUAUAUGGAUCGAUUGGUCUACCGCUCCCUAGAGCUGGACAAUCCCCGCAUGCCGGCCAGCUUCAAACAGCUCUGGCUGCAAUUGAAGACUGCCUUCAGCGAGCUACUGGAGUCGCCGAGCUCCGACUGGCUAAGUGAACAGACACGGACCGCUGCUGUAGCCAAACUUAAGGCCAUGAACUUUCGCAUAAGUGGCGCGGAGACGGAGGAGUAUGAGCAGGAAUAUGCCUCCCUGAUUAUAAGCACCGACGACUACUUUGGCAAUAUACGGCGCAUUCUGAAGCUGCGUGCCGAGCAACUAAUAGCAAGUCUGGCCAAAGCACCUAGUCUGUCAAUGUACCAGAGCAAUAAUCAGUCGCCCCUCUAUGCCGAUGAAUUCAACUAUGUACUGAUUCCAGUCAGCUUUAUGCAGCAGCGUUAUCUCUGGGACGAUGUGUAUCCGACAGCAUUGAAAUUUGCCACCGUUGGCUCCAUCAUCGCACACGAGAUGGGCCAUGCCUUCGACGAUACUUGCCGUAAAAAGGACAGCCAGGGCAACAUCAAGAACUGGUGGGAUCGCAAUUCGACGGAAGCGUUCGAACGGCGCAAAACCUGUCUGAUACAGCAAUUCAGUGAGCUCAAGUUUCGAAAUAAGAGCAUGGCGCGCUCAAAUGCACAGGGCGAGAAUAUUGCAGACAAUGUGAGCAUCCGGAUUGCUUAUGGCGCCUACACCCGUUGGCUGGAGACGGAGCCGGGACUAACAAACACCACGGAGAGCCUACCCCAUAUGACAGAAACGGCGGAGCAGUUGUUCUUCCUGGGAGUGGGACAGUUGUGGUGUGUUGAUCAUAAACGUGACCAGCAUUCCAUGGCGACCAUCGGCGACGUUCAUCCGCCCGAGCAGCUGCGACUCUACGCCAUGUUGGCCAACUACGACGAGUUCGCCUAUGUCUACCAGUGUCGCGAGGGCUCCAAAAUGAACCCGCACGACAAGUGCGUUAUGUACUAGUGUUCCUGGUCUGUCGGCAGGGCUGUAACGCGGCUUGGACUUAAUUACACUAGUUUUUCAAAUACUCGUAUAAUUCCGUUGUAUUAAAUAAAUUCCGAUUCACGUA